GUCAGACUGAUGCAGGGAUGCUCAGUGGUCGGUCAGACAGUCGGUGCUUGUAGGAGAAAGUUUCUCUCUCUUCACUUCUCGGAAUAAAAAACGCUCUCUGUUGUUGCGUCUUUACGCGCGGACCAUCCUCCUUGUUCCCCCUUCCUCCGUGGAUGUUCCCGCUCCUCUCACCGGUGUGAUGGACGACGAGUUCCUCUCCAACUUCCCCGCGGGUCUGCCCGGAGACCCCGGGGCUCUGAACCCCUACAACUCCACCACCGAGGAGGACCCGGGCUGGUGGGCGUCCUCGGACGGCGGGGAGAAGGUGCACUUCGUGGUGCGCUGCGUCAUGACCUCGGUGUACAUCGUGAUCAUCACUGUGGGGCUGCUGGGAAACAUCACGCUGGUGAAGAUCUUCAUCACCAACAGCGCCAUGAGGAGCGUGCCCAACAUCUUCAUCUCCAGCCUGGCGGCGGGAGACCUGCUUCUGCUGGUCACCUGCAUGCCCGUGGACGCCUUCCGGUACUUCUCCGAGGAGUGGGUGUUCGGCGAGGCGGCGUGCAAACUCAUCCCCGUCAUCCAGCUCACCUCGGUCGGCGUGUCGGUGUUCACGCUCACGGCGCUCAGCGCGGACAGGUGAUCAGUCUCUCCUCCUUUUUCAUCCUGCAUGUGUUUGAUUUUAACCAAAUCUAAUGUUCCGGAUUUCUUCUUUAAUUUCACAAUUAAGAGUCAUUUUAAUUUCUGAUUCAAAGUUAUUAGAUCUGAUCUGAGGGAUCUAAUCAUUUAGCACUUCGUGCGUUUUUAUGUGAGGUGG
This is a messenger RNA of Labrus mixtus (cuckoo wrasse), 793 nucleotides long. RefSeq names its product neuromedin-B receptor-like. Bases 179 to 619 code for a protein of 146 amino acids. Gene Ontology annotation, molecular function: G protein-coupled peptide receptor activity. Gene Ontology annotation, cellular component: membrane. The transcript has a single exon. Gene Ontology annotation, biological process: G protein-coupled receptor signaling pathway. Lineage: Eukaryota; Metazoa; Chordata; Actinopteri; Labriformes; Labridae. The record is from RefSeq and is a predicted model, not a curated record.